Molecule: messenger RNA, 738 nt
Organism: Zymoseptoria tritici IPO323
Lineage: Eukaryota; Fungi; Ascomycota; Dothideomycetes; Mycosphaerellales; Mycosphaerellaceae
Exons: 2
Coding region: 1-738 (245 amino acids)
Source: RefSeq, a predicted model, not a curated record
AUGGAAGAUCAUCCGGAUGCCACCAUUCAAUCGACACCCGUCGCCGACAAAGCGGUACUGGAACUCCACGACUGGAUGUUCAGGACAUACCUUCCCAUGCGCUAUCCCCAGAUCUACUACAGACAAAGUGGUGCCGAUGGUGGCCUACUCAACGGGGUCAGCAACAAAAUCAUCCCGCUGAGUCCUUCUUCCGCGGUAGAAGCUCUCCGAGCCUUGGGCUCGAACAUUGACACAGACUUCCUGGUCCUCAUGCCUUGCUCGAUUUCGCCGGACGGUUUGCCGAUCUAUCACCUCCAGGCCUUCGUCACCUGCUUCCCAUCCGGGUUCAGCCUCCGCAAGAAGCUGGGCAUGCCUCUUGCAGAAAUCCAUACGCCCGUGCCGGGGUACAAAGCGAAACUGGAGAAGUCGAUGGAUCGUUUCUUUGCGAGACUGGAGUGCGGCAAGGCUGUGAAACGGUCAAAUUGGGGCAUCACGACCGUAACGGACUUGUUUCUGGAGGGCGGAACGCACUUUCAUAACGACAAAGCGAGUGAUGGGCCGAGCAGUACAUCGACAGAGGGUGAUGGACCUAGCACCAGGACGUAUCAGUACCAUUUGGAGGAUGUCAAGAACGAUGGCUACGCAGACGAGUUGGCCGCGGCAAUCGAGGGCCUAGUAAUGGGCAGUGUUCCGGAGAUGAACUUUUACAAGCGUGGCGUCGUUUGGUCCGAGGCGGUUCUGCAGUAUUUGCGAAGCUAG